AUGGCUUGGGGUCGAUGGAUCAGUAGCACCGCAGCCCAAAUCUUUCUGACCCUCGGCAUCUUUCUUCUAGCAACAUUUCUCCUCGGCUUCAUCGCCGAUCCCAUCAUCAACCUCUACCUUGAUCCGGUUGGUACCGUGGUCCCGUUAGGAGAUAGUUCGUCCAGCUACGAACACCUAGUCCGCGAUGAGGAUGAGCCCGAUGGAUGGGCUUAUCAUUUCGUCAAGGGUUUCGCAUCUUUGGGUAUCCUUGGAUUUGUCAAGUAUAUCUUUGUCAGCCCAGUCAGGAUCUUCCGCGUAGGUGGCGGAAGCUGGGGUGGGUCGGCACGGGGCAAUACUGGUCGCGACAGACUGGCAAACAUCAGCUGGAUGGUCGUCCUGAUCGGUAUUGCCACCGUCAUCUACGGCGUAUGGAAGGCAGUUCGUGCGUGGGCGCGUAGGACGCUAGAAAAAGCUGGUGAGCGUGUCAUGGACGUACCUAGCGAUGACGAGGAUGAAGAUGAUACCUCUGACCCAUCUACCACCGGUCGAAGCGAUGACGGCGGCCAAUCGUCCACCUAA
Messenger RNA from Lasiodiplodia theobromae, 558 nucleotides. Its product is annotated as Zinc finger RING-CH-type protein. The transcript has 2 exons. The record is from RefSeq and is a predicted model, not a curated record. NCBI's taxonomy places the organism in Eukaryota, Fungi, Ascomycota, Dothideomycetes, Botryosphaeriales, Botryosphaeriaceae. Bases 1 to 558 code for a protein of 185 amino acids.